AUGGCGAAUUUCUUCGACAUCAAAGCUAGGAAACAGGCUGCCGCUGCCGGCAUCUCUACCCAGAAACAAGACAAAUCAUCACAACCACCAAGAGCGCAGCCUUGGGUUGAAAAAUACCGGCCGAAAACCCUCAACGAUGUCACCGCCCAAGACCAUACCAUCACCAUCUUACAGAGGACGCUACAAGCUUCGAACCUUCCACAUAUGCUUUUCUACGGUCCUCCAGGUACCGGCAAAACCUCUACCAUCCUCGCCUUGGCGAAAGAACUCUACGGCCCCGAAAUGAUCAAAUCCCGCGUCCUCGAACUCAACGCCUCAGACGAGCGAGGCAUCUCCAUCGUGCGCGACAAGGUGAAAAACUUCGCGCGCAUGCAACUCACCAACCCCACGGCCGAGUACAAGAAGCGAUACCCCUGCCCGCCGUUCAAGAUCAUCAUCCUCGACGAGGCCGAUUCGAUGACCCAGGACGCCCAGAGCGCCCUGCGCCGGACCAUGGAAACCUACAGCAAAAUCACCCGGUUCUGCCUCAUCUGCAAUUACGUCACCCGCAUCAUCGACCCCCUGGCGAGCCGAUGCAGCAAGUUCCGCUUCAAGAGCCUGGACGAAGAGAAUGCGCGGAAGAGGUUGGAGGAGAUUGCGGAGAAGGAGGGCGUGCUUCUCGAGGAGGGCGCCGUGGAUGCGCUUAUCAAGUGCAGUGAGGGUGAUCUGCGGAAAGCCAUUACCUUUUUGCAAAGUGCGGCGAGGCUGGUCGGAGCGGUGGCCGUGGAUGGGGAUGCGGGCAAAGACCGGGAUGGAGAUGCGGCAAUGGAUGUGGACAGAAAGCCCGUUACGGUCAGGAUCGUCGAGGACAUUGCUGGUGUCAUCCCUGAUCAGACCAUCGAUUGUUUGGUGAAGGCCAUCAUGCCGCAGAGAUCCGGCGAUACCUACCAAGCUAUUGCCAAGGUCGUCGAGGACCUGGUUGCAGAUGGGUGGAGCGCAACUCAAGUCGUGUCCCAGUUAUAUCAAAGCAUUGUUUUCGAUGAGAUGAUCCCAGACAUUCAGAAGAACCAGAUUGUCCUGGUCUUCUCGGAAGUCGAUAAGCGUCUCGUGGACGGCGCCGAUGAGCAUCUAUCAAUUUUGGAUCUCGCCCUAAGAAUAUCGGGUAUCCUUGCAGGUCGCGGUUAA
Messenger RNA from Sodiomyces alkalinus F11, 1164 nucleotides. RefSeq names its product replication factor C subunit 2. The record is from RefSeq and is a predicted model, not a curated record. Gene Ontology annotation, biological process: DNA repair; DNA-templated DNA replication. The transcript is spliced from 5 exons. Gene Ontology annotation, molecular function: ATP binding; ATP hydrolysis activity; DNA binding. Lineage: Eukaryota; Fungi; Ascomycota; Sordariomycetes; Glomerellales; Plectosphaerellaceae. Bases 1 to 1164 code for a protein of 387 amino acids. Gene Ontology annotation, cellular component: DNA replication factor C complex; nucleus.